AGUUCAAAUAUUAAAAGAUGAGUAUUUUGAGAACAGAAAACGGUUUAGAGAAUGUUGAUCUGACUCCAGCAUUCCUGGCAGUUAAACAGGAUGUUGAAAUCAGUGCUAGGUUUAAGAAGAAGGAGGAUAUUCAUGCUAUAUCCAAGAGUAUUCUCAAACACAGGAUUCAGACCCUCACCGGGAGGAAUAUCAAGAAAAUUGAGGAGGAGAUGAAUUAUAAACCUGUAGAUAUAAACGAGACUGGAAUGAAUAUUGAUAUAAUGAAGAAACUGGCACACUGUCUCAUCCUUCAAGCUAACGGAGAACUCAAUGUGUCUACAGGUGUGAACGGCUCUACUGAACCUGAACCAGCAAAAGUAGAUGGAGCCGGUGUCUCAGCAGGAAGAAAAAGAGCAUUUGGGGAGCAGGAGGUACCAACUCCGACUGUUAAAAAGACGGUUCGACGUUCCCUUGCAGUUUCAAAGGUUACCGAACUUGACUCCCCUCUGCCCAAGCGAGGCCGGAAAUCGCUGGCCACGCCCCUCAUCACUUCAUCAACCACGCCCUCUAGGAAUUCAAUCCGGUCCAAAGCAGCUCUCUCACAGGGACAUUCCAGUUUGGACCAGACAGAUUUCUCAAGUGGAAGUGUAGCAGUAAGGUGUCUAGGACCUAGUAUAAGAACCCAGGAGGUAGUUGUGGAAGAAUCCAGUGAGAUCGAUGAGGUCGAGGAGGAGAAAGAGGAAGAGGAUGAGGAUGAAAAUGACGGAAUCGUAAACCCUACUCCAGCUAUGAAGGAACUGUUAAAGAAAAGGAAAAGUUUGGGUCGACCUGUUGUUAAGAGUUCUCCUGCCAGAAAAUCUCAGGGACGGAAACCUGUGAAACUGUCUCCAGUUAAACCCGUGAAACCUGCCCCGGCUCCUCCAAGGCCGGAAUUCAUCGGAACUGGAGGAACCCAGAUCUAUUUGUUAGCUGGAGAACCUCUGGAUCUAAAACUGGAGAAAAUAUCUAAAGCUCUUCCUCUCUCCUCCAGUUUUCCUGGAGCGCAUCUGGCAGUUGUUCACACCCCUGCUGAAUGGACUCCAAAACAUAUUUUCAAGAUGACAAAACAGAUAAAAAUAUUGAACAAGAGUGCUGGUCUUGACACAUUCGUGGUGCUCAUGGGAACAGGUUUAACCAAUGUACAUAUGAAUAUUGACGCUAUGCUAAGUCAGACCAAACAUGUCCAGUUUGUUACUUUUCAUAGAGAAGACGCGAACAAGGAUGUAGAGACAGGAAAGCUGCGAGAAACCACAAGUUUCUUCCUGGUUGGAUAUUUCUUUCCUGGCUGCGAGGUGGAGGGGUCAACUCUUCCGGUCAAACUUGUCAGAGACGGAUACAGUACCUGCUUUAGGACGAGUGGAAUAGAAGAAUUGGAGAACACUAUCAUUGACUGCUUCUCAGAAAAAGAUGAAUGGGUGUUGGAUCUGUAUGCUGGGAAGAGAAAACUUACGAUGGCAGCUGCGGAGAAAGGAAGAAACGGAGUUGUUGUACACAACGAGGUGGAAGAUCUAGAGAACCUUGGAGAUUAUCUCAGGACUCUGGCCUUGAAGGAGGAUAAUACCUACAGGGAGGAGGAUGGACUAGUGAUCAACAUUUAAGAACUGUGUACUGUGUACUGUGUACUGAAUUGAAGGGAGGAGGAUGGACUAGUGAUCAACAUCUAAGAAACUCAAGAAACCAUCAAACUUAAUUAUUCAACCAUACUGUUUAAAUCUGACAUAAAUAAUCCCCACGAUUUGGACAAGAUUUUUUUUAUACUUUUUGACGAGUAAAUUGAAUAUCUUUGUUAUACUUAAACAUCGUAUGUGAUUUAUUAAAAUUAUUAUAAGUGCCAAAUAAAACUAUUUUUUAACAAAGA
Messenger RNA from Eurytemora carolleeae, 1876 nucleotides. RefSeq lists its product as uncharacterized. The record is from RefSeq and is a predicted model, not a curated record. The transcript has 21 exons. Lineage: Eukaryota; Metazoa; Arthropoda; Copepoda; Calanoida; Temoridae. The coding region runs from base 18 to 1616 and encodes 532 amino acids.